AUGAAACUCGCGAUUCUGUCACAGAUUGCACUAUUGGCAAGUGCCGGUCUCGGCCGAGAAGCCAAGGACUCCUUGUGCUCCGAUAGUCUGACGGUGCAAACCGCAACGGGAACCUUUACCGGUAUCAUUGACCCCGAGUUCCCAAACACGCGCCAAUUCCGCGCCGUGCCCUUUGCCGAGCCUCCAGUGGGGUCGCGCCGCUGGCUCCCGCCGCAGAAGCUCUCCUCUCCGCCCACUGAGCAUCACUAUGCCACGCGCUUCCCUCCGUCUUGCCCGCAAUUCGUGACGGCGCUGCCAUCGCUGUUCAAUACCAAUCUGACUUCUGGAAACUUGAUAUACAAUGGCUAUCAGAAUGACACGUCGGGCUUGGUCGGCGAAGCCACGUCUGAAGACUGCCUGUAUGUUGCAGUGUGGACGCCCGCUGCUGAUGCGCCAAAGCCCGACGGCGGAUUCCCCGUCGUUUUCUUCAUGACCGGAGGAGGCCUACUCAUGGGCGGCAUUGAUAUUCCCUGGCAAAUGCCAACCUCGUGGGUGGAGCGGUCGCAGUCGCACAUAGUUGUAACCAUCAAUUACCGCCUAAACAUCUUUGGCUUCCCCAAUGCCCGGGGCCUUGCCGACGGGGACCAGAACCUGGGUAUCCUCGACCAGCGCGCCGCCCUGGAAUGGGUGCACGACAAUAUUGCGGCCUUUGGCGGCGACCCCAGCCGCAUCACUCAGUGGGGCAGGUCCUCGGGGGCCGUCAGCACGGAUAUUCAUGCGUAUGCAUUCCGCGAAGACCCCAUUGCCCAGGCCUACUGGUUGCAAUCCGGCUUGAUUGUAGAUCUGGAGCUUGAAAAGGAUACGACGUACUCCAACUUUACCUAUGUUGCACGUCACGUUGGGUGCGAUAUACCCUGCAGCGAAGGUGAGGACGUGGACGGCACUGCUGAGCUCGACUGCAUGCGCCAGGUGCCCAUGGCCCUUAUUGAAAACUUCAUCGGACAGUACGGCGAUCGAGGCGAGACUCCCACGCUAACAUUUACCGUAUUUCCUGAUGAUCGCAUCGUCUUUAGCAAUUACAGUGCGCUGUCCGAAGCAGGCAAAUUCGCCAGGAUACCGGUCAUAAUCUCCAACACGGCCAACGAGUAUUCUUCGCUCGUGUCAUGGCCGGUGGACAACCUGACUGCUGGUCCAGACCAGGCAGAAGUCACGGCUUUGGAUAUUGAGCUGGGUGUGUGCCGGACAUACUUGUCGACCGUGUAUCGCACCCGCGUGGGCGUGCCCGUCUUUCGAUUCCAGUAUGCGGGCAUCUUUCCGAAUCUGAAUUAUUACUCGUGGCUCGGCGCCUACCAUGCCAGUGAUAUACCGAUAUCCUUUGGGACGUACAGACUUCUGGAUCACGUUGCAAACACUACCCAGUUGGAAAUCGAGACCAGUGAUUCGAUGCAGGACCACUUUCUUGCCUUUGUCAGGGACCCGUUCAAUGGCCCACAGCAGACCAUGGGGUGGCUGCCAAUGGAUCCAAGUGACCCUGAUGGUGGCGAUCUCAUUCGUUUUGGGGCAGACGGGAAAGCUGUUCAGCAUAUCCCUGGUGUUGAGGUAGACGGAGUGUGCUAUGGCGUGGGAGAGUAUAACCCGUUUCCAUAG
Molecule: messenger RNA, 1626 nt
Organism: Pestalotiopsis fici W106-1
Lineage: Eukaryota; Fungi; Ascomycota; Sordariomycetes; Amphisphaeriales; Sporocadaceae
Exons: 2
Coding region: 1-1626 (541 amino acids)
Source: RefSeq, a predicted model, not a curated record